Molecule: messenger RNA, 2764 nt
Organism: Brassica oleracea var. oleracea
Lineage: Eukaryota; Viridiplantae; Streptophyta; Magnoliopsida; Brassicales; Brassicaceae
Product: DEAD-box ATP-dependent RNA helicase 42
Biological process (GO): mRNA splicing, via spliceosome
Cellular component (GO): nucleus
Molecular function (GO): ATP binding; RNA helicase activity; nucleic acid binding
Source: RefSeq, a predicted model, not a curated record
GGAUCUGUCUGCGUGAAUACGAGGUUGUCUUAUUCGUGACAUUCAGAUGGAGGAGGACGAGAGAUCUAAAUCCAGGAAGGAAGAUUACGAAAUGAAGGCGAAGAAUCGCCGAGAUCGUUACCGUGAUCGCGGUAAGGACCAGAAGAAGGGGAACGGUUCAGAGAAGAACCGGCGCAAGAGACGGUGUGAGAGGGUUAUGAGUAUUGAUUCGGAAGAUGUUUGCGAUCGAUACGUUGGUUAACGGAGGGAGAAGCCUAAAGAAAAGGACAAGGAUCGGAGACGGAGCGGUUCUGAUAGGUUUAAAAGCGGAACGGAAGAGAAGGGAAGAAGAUACCGAGAACAUGGGAGAAAUAGAGGUAAAGAUCGUAAAAUAGAUAGAGAAGGCAAUGAAGAGAGCGGUGAUGAUGUCAAGCGUGACUUGAAACGUGGAAGACAAGAGGACAAUGAUGAGAAGAUAGAGGAUGGGGUUAAGCAGUUGGAUGAGGAGGCAGAGAAACGUAGGAGAAGAUUACAUGAGUGGCAAGAACUGAAGAAGAAAAAGGAGGAAGCUGAAAGCGAAAGCAAGUCUUGGACUCUCGAAGGAGAUUCUGAUGAUGACCAAGGCCCUCCCCAUGGUGGUGAUGCUUAUAAGAUGGUAGACGUUGUCUCUGAGAACGAAGAGGUAAUUGAUCCUUUACAUGCUUUUAUGAAUACCAUGGUUUUACCUGAGGUUGAGAAGCUUAGCAACGCUGCUUCUCCUCUAGGUACUGUUUUGGACUCUAACAAGGACGUUGAUAAUAAAGCCCGUUUGGGUUGGAUAAUCCAAGGUGAAGAUUCUGACUAUUCAGAGACAAAGGAUGAUGAUGAUCAACCUAGUUUGGACAAAGGAGACGAGGUCUUCAUGAAGACACUAAAGAAGACAAAAGGAGAUAAACUAACUCUUGUUGACCAUUCAAACAUAGAGUACCAACCUUUCCGUAAGAACUUCUACAUCCAAGUGAAAGACAUCUCAAACAUGACAGAACAAGAAGUCAACACUUACAGAAAAGAACUAGAGAUAAAAGUCCACGGAAAAGACGUACCAAGACCCAUCAAAUCAUGGCACCAGACCGACCUAACCACCAGAAUCUUGAACACAAUCAAGAAACUCAACUUCCAAAACCCAACUCCUGUCCAAUCACAACCCCUCCCAAUCAUAAUGUCCGGUCGAGACUGCAUCGGAGUCGCACCAACCGGGUCAGGCAAAACCCUCAGCUUCGUUCUACCAAUGCUAAGACACAUCAAAGACCAGCCUCCCGUCGAACCCGGCGACGGGCCCAUUGGGCUUGUAAUGGCACCAACCAGAGAGCUAGUCCAGCAGAUUCACACCGAUAUCAAAAAGUUCGCUAAGUCACUGAGUAUCAGAUCAGCGGCAGUAUACGGAGGUUCAGGAGUUGCUCAGCAGAUCAGCGAGCUUAGGCGAGGGACUGAGAUAAUAAUCUGCACUCCUGGUAGAAUGAUUGAUAUUCUCUCCACAAACAGUGGGAAAGUAACCAAUCUCCAAAGAGUAACGUUUCUUGUAAUGGAUGAAGCUGACCGUAUGUUCGACAUGGGCUGACCUCAGAUCACUCGCAUUAUCCAAAACAUUCGACCAGAACCCGCAACUUUCCCACGUCAAGUCGAGGCUUUAGCUCGCAAAGUCCUGAACAAGCCUGUUGAGAUACAGGCGGGCGGGAGGAGCGUCGCGAAUAAAGAUAUAACUCAGUUUGUUGAGAUCAAGUCAGAUAGCUAGAAGAGGCCUAGGCUCGUGGAGCUUAUCGAGGAAUGGUACGAUAAAGGGAAGGUUUUAGUCUUUGUUGGUUCACAGGAGAAAUGCGACGGUUUGUAUAACGAUUUGAAGAAUAAAUGUGGUUACCGUUGCCAAUCUCUCCACGGAGGGAAAGAUCAGAUUCUUCGCGAGGUGGCUGUUUCUGAGUUUAAGAGCAGUGUUUGUAAUUUGCUGGUUGCUACUAGCGUUGCGGCUAGAGGUUUGGACGUGAAGGGGGUUGAGUUGGUUGUGAACUUUGACGCUCCGAAUCAUUAUGAGGAGUAUGUGCAUCGCGUUGGUCGGACGGGGAGGGCGGGGAGGAAAGGGUGCGCCGUGACGUUUGUGUCCGAGGAUGAUGCCAAGUACGCGCCGGAUUUAGUUAAAGCUUUGGAACGGUCUGAGCAGGUUGUUCCUGAUGGUUUGAAAGCGAUGGCUGAUGGUUUUAUGGAGAGGGUGAGGGAAGGUGUUGAGAAGGGUCAUGGAAGUGGUUUUGGCGGGAGUGGUUUUAAGUUUAAUGACGAGGAGGAUGUUAGGAGAGCAGCGAAGGAGGCGCAAAAGAAGGAGGAUGGUAUUGAGGAAGAAGACAAGUCUGAGUUGGAAGAUGAGAACGGUGGUGGUGAGAUCUCACAGCAGAAGCAGGAGGCUACUAUGGUUGUUGCUGCUAUGCUGCGAGGUUGUGCAAGGACUCGACAACAGUAUGAAGCUGAACUGGAGAUAAAUGAUUUCCCACAGAAUGCUCGUUGGAAGGUGACGCGGAGAGAGACUCUUGGUUCGAUAUCGGAUUGGUCUGGAGCGGCUAUUACUACCAGAGGUCAGUUUUUCACGCCGGGACGUAGCCCGGGCCCUGGGGAACGCAAGCUUUACUUGUUUGUUGAAGGACCUAGCGAGGAAUCUGUUAAGGCGGCCAAAGGUGAGCUCAUGCGUGUUGUUAAUGACGUUACUAAUCAAGCCUUGUCGUUUCCCGGAAGAUCACAACAUGGUAGAUACUCCGUCUUAUAA